UAUGACUGUUCUAACGGACCUAUCAGCAUUUCGCAAGUGCGACCCGUGAUUCCUUGCGCGUUGGAGUUCAGAUCAAGGUUUUCUGAUCGGUCAUAGUUUGAGGAGGUGAAAAGUGUGGCGGUGCUUUAUUCGAUAUUCUUUAUGAGAUCUUAUAUUUAACGGUUGGCUUCUGAAUUUCUUUCGCAGCCAUGUCAGCCGCAACUACACAUAAAUAUCGUUAUAAAAAUGUGGGUCUGGACUCACAAGAACUGAGAAGACGUAGAGAAGAGGAAGGUGUCCAAUUAAGAAAACAGAAAAGAGAACAACAAUUAUCAAAAAGACGUAAUGUUCCUAAUAUGGUUGCUGAUGAUGAUAAUGUUACAGGAAAUGAAUCUGCUUAUCCUGCACCACAAUCAAAAACCUCCAUUAUUGUACUUGAAAUGGUGCAAGAAUUGUAUAGUCCUAAUCCAGAAGCUCAAUUGGCAGCUACGCAAAAAUUUAGAAAAAUGUUGUCUAGAGAACCAAAUCCUCCAAUAGAUGAAGUUGUAAAAACUGGAAUUGUACCUAAAUUUGUUGAAUUUCUAGAGAAUAAUGCAAAUUGUACAUUGCAGUUUGAAGCUGCUUGGGCUUUAACGAAUAUAGCGAGUGGAACGUCUCAACAAACGCGUGUAGUAGUAGAUGCAGGAGCUGUACCUAUUUUCAUAUCAUUACUUGGUUCUGAAUAUGAAGAUGUUCAAGAACAGGCAGUUUGGGCAUUGGGCAAUAUUGCAGGAGAUAGUCCUGAAUGUAGAGAUCAUGUAUUAGACAGAGGAAUCCUCACUCCUCUGUUGCAAUUACUUUCUAAAGCAACACGUUUAUCAAUGACACGUAAUGCGGUAUGGGCAUUAUCCAAUCUUUGUCGAGGCAAGACUCCACCACCAGAAUUCACAAAAGUUGCACCAUGUUUACCAGUUUUAGCUCAUUUUCUCAAUCAUACUGAUAGUGACGUUCUUGCCGAUGCUUGUUGGGCUCUUUCCUAUUUAAGUGAUGGUCCGAAUGAAAAAAUUCAGGCAGUUAUUGAUGCAGGUGUAUGCAGACGUUUGGUAGAAUUACUUAUGCAUCAGCAAGAAAAUGUUGUCAGUGCUGCGCUUCGAGCAGUGGGCAAUAUAGUUACAGGUGACGAUGUACAAACACAAAUUGUUCUUAAUUGUUCUGCGUUACAUUGUUUGUACCAUCUAUUGAAUUCGUCUCAAGAAAGUAUUCGUAAAGAAGCUUGUUGGACAAUUUCUAAUAUUACGGCAGGAAAUCCUCAGCAAAUUCAAGCUGUCAUUGAUGCCGGUAUAUUUCCCGUCCUAAUUGAUAUUUUAGCAAAAGCAGAAUUUAAGAUCCGAAAAGAAGCGGCAUGGGCGAUUACUAAUGCUACAAGCGGUGGUGCACCGGAACAAAUACGUUAUAUUGUUGUUGAAGGAUGUAUUCCACCAUUGUGCAAUUUGUUAACAGUAAUGGAUCCUAAGAUUGUUCAAGUUGCAUUAAGCGGUUUAGAAAAUAUCUUGCGCGUGGGAGAACAAGAUGCUGCCUCGCAUAAUGGUAUUAAUCAUUAUGCAGUAUUAAUCGAAGAAUGUUUCGGCCUAAACAAAAUAGAAUUUUUGCAAUCUCAUCAAAAUGUAGAAAUAUAUCAGAAGGCCUUCGAUAUAAUUGAACGAUAUUUUGGUUCUGAAGAAGAAGAUACUCGAGUGGUACCUACUAUUGAUGCACAAGGACAACAGUUCCAAUUCAGAGCACCUGAUUCAUCUCAAUUACCUGUCCAGGGCUUUGAAUUUUAAUCGAUUAGUUUUAAUCGAAUCUCCAAAUGUAUUAUCUGGUUCAAUCUUGUUUUGUUCCUUGUGUUUACAUCUAUUUUUCGUAAAAGGAACUUAUCCAAAAUGAAAGAAAAAUAUCAGUCAGAUGCAAAACAGUGGUAUAUUUAUACAUAUACUUUGAAUUCGUUUGUAUUGAUCAGAAUAUCAGCAAAAAAAAUCUUGAAGUGAUCAGUUUUUUGCUCGACGAUAAAGAUGAGUAAAAUGUUUAUACGCAGUUA
Messenger RNA from Apis cerana (Asiatic honeybee), 2035 nucleotides. RefSeq names its product karyopherin alpha1 (gene Kap-alpha1). Gene Ontology annotation, molecular function: protein binding; nuclear import signal receptor activity. Gene Ontology annotation, cellular component: cytoplasm. NCBI's taxonomy places the organism in Eukaryota, Metazoa, Arthropoda, Insecta, Hymenoptera, Apidae. The record is from RefSeq and is a predicted model, not a curated record. Gene Ontology annotation, biological process: protein import into nucleus.